This is a messenger RNA of Aethina tumida (small hive beetle), 1280 nucleotides long. Its product is annotated as odorant receptor 4. Gene Ontology annotation, biological process: sensory perception of smell; detection of chemical stimulus involved in sensory perception of smell. The transcript has 6 exons. Gene Ontology annotation, molecular function: odorant binding; olfactory receptor activity. Gene Ontology annotation, cellular component: plasma membrane. Lineage: Eukaryota; Metazoa; Arthropoda; Insecta; Coleoptera; Nitidulidae. Bases 7 to 1140 code for a protein of 377 amino acids. The record is from RefSeq and is a predicted model, not a curated record.
UUCAAGAUGGAUUGUGAAAAUCUUGUAUUACUAGGUACCCUGAGGAGUUUAAAAUUACUUGGAGUAUUUCUUGGCAACCCAGGAAAGGACUCACAUCUCUUGUUGAAAUACAUUUUGAUGACGCCUUUGUUUUACAUCUCACAUGUAACAUUAUUUUACGAUUUAGUCUAUAGAAUUAAAAAUGGAAUUCCUUUGGACGUAGAACUGUGCGCCACUAUGUGUUCUGCCCUAGUAGCUAACUAUAUGCUUAUUGUCUUUUUGUUUAAUAUUGAUUCAGUCAUGUCUAUAUGCCAUCAUCUGUCCAGUACAGAAGAAUUCCCUUUACCACCUGACUUUAUACCAACCAGGGAUAGAGUGGAGAAAUUUGCACACAUUUAUAGGAUAUAUAUAUGUGUGUCUAGUGUGAUAUAUAGUUCCUCAAAAGCAAUAUUAACAAACCCAUGUCAAAUCACAAAAGCAGCUCUAAAUGUGGAACGUGAUUGUGCCCUUUAUUUGCCUACAUUUUUUCCCUUUAAGAUAGAAUAUUUUCCCGUAUAUCAAUUAGUAUUUUUGGUGCAAGGUUGUUCGUUAUUACAUAUUCUUAUUGGGGCUUCUUACGUAGCGUUAUUGUCUUACGAAAUAAUUUCGUAUCUUGGAAAUAGAAUGAAUCAUUUGUGUCUCAUAUUAGAAACCAUUUCAACUGAAAAAGACGAAAAACUACAGAAAGAAACAAUAAAAUUUUGUGUUCGCUAUCAUGAGUUUAUCAUUAGGAUAUCAACGGAUACAUCAAGUCUAUAUAAUAAAAUUUUUGCGAUUCACGCAAUUGCUGCAGCUUUAGUGUUUGCUGGGCUAUCAAAACAAGCUUUGAAUGAUUUAAAUGCAGCGCUCCAUCUGAUCGGUUGGAUUGGUUGCAUAUUUUUAGUCUGUCACACUGGACAAAACCUGAUUCACGUGAGCGAGAAUUUAGGAGAAAAGAUUAUGUUUAUGUGCAAAUGGUAUAAAUUGAAUUCCUCACUUCAGAAAGAUUUGCAGUUAAUUUUAUUGCGUUCACAACGACCAUUAACUUUGCCUGCUGGACCGUUUGCAACUUUAAAUUAUGAAUUAUUCAUAAAGGUUAUAAAAACAGCCUAUUCAUAUUUUACCUUCAUUGCAAAUACUUAGGAUAUUAUUUAGAAAAUAAAAAUAUAAUUUAUAUAUACACUUCACUGAAAUCACUUAGAUAGACUUUUUCUGUACUUGUAGAUACAAAAUAUAAUAUUACAUUGUAUUUUUCCAUAAUUAUAUAUACUAUUAUAAAAAUA